GCCCUUCUCUCCUUCCUCCCACGCCGCCUCCUCCUGCCCCCUUCUCCGUCCUCUUUCUUGAGCGACGACUAGGUGCCUGGCCAAAAUGCUCGUCCGCCCGGGCGCUGCGCGACAGCCCCUCCCUAUGCGCCAGCUCCUGGCAUCCCGCCAUCUCCGUCUUGCUUCCAGAUGCUGUGUUGCCGCUCCGCCCGCCCUGCUCGCUGAAACGCGGCGCGUCCUCACGACUGCGACCGAUGCACGGCCGUGGAAGAGGAAGUCCUUUCGCGCCCUCGUCGGCUUCGAGCGCAGCCUGGCUACCGCGGUCGAGGAGCGCCGCUUCGGCGACGAUGUCCCAUUCGAGGGCCUCCCCGGGGGGCUGGCCUCGCAGUACCAGUCAGAGCAAUCGCGGUCGCCGCUCUACAUGCUAAAGCCCCUCAGUGGCCGGUCCCCGCUGGUGCUGGACGAGCAGAAAGCGUACCCGCCUAGGCAGCGCGUCAAUCACUACGGCAUCCCCGGCGACGUCGAGGAGAUGCUGUCCGUCUUUGAGGCUUGCGUGCAGGUUGGCCGAAUGGACCGCGCCGCUCUGGUGCUCAAGCGCUUUGGGAGGAUGUCCGUCUUGGAUGGUCACGAGAUGAUGCAGCUGCACAAUCGGUAUCUGCAAGGCCGCGUCGCUCAACUCGCCGCCGAGCCCGACCGGGAAACGGCCGAAGAAGUUCACAAGUGGUUUGAGCUGAACAUCCGGGGACAACACCUGCCGAUUACCCCCCUCACCAUCGCCUGCAUGCUCAAGACGGCGCUUCUGACCUCGGAGGGCAGCGAUCUGAGCUCGAGGAUCGACCGUUACAUGAGCCUUAUGCCUCAGCAGAGCUCCUCAGAACCCCUGGACCUGGGAAAUGUUUUGACCGACGAAGACCUGGAAACCAUCGCCGAAAUAUGCCCCAGUUUCUACCUUCCCGAGGAUGCUUCCGUUCCGGCCGACGCCGACGCUGCGGCUGCCGAAGACGGUACCCUGGAGGAGCAGGCGGGUACCAGCGACCUGAAGAAGGGGCCGUCGACCGCCACCCCGGAAGUUCUCAGCACGCCACAGAAGGGCAUGGGGCUCAGAUCCUUGAAGGAGACACUUUCCCUGUUUGCCGAACUUCCGGAUGGCCUGGAUAUCGCCUCCCUUUCCCAAUCUCAACGUCAGGAGGUGCAAGCCAAGCUGGAGAGGGACUGCAUCGAUGCCGCGAUAAAUAGGUGGCGGAGUGAGAACGAGGCGCUGAUGAGCAUGGGUCUUAAUACGCAGCUCGCGACCCCGUCUCUCAAUUCGAGGCUGUAUGACUGGCAUCGGGCCCUGGAGGCCCGCAUUGCCGCCGAGCAAGCCAAGGUCGACAAGUCGGAGUCGGCUCCCAAAAAGUCUCAGGAGGACUUGGACCGUUGCCUGUACGGGCCGCAUCUCCUGCAGGCACCGGCCAAGCGCCUCGCCGCCGUCACCAUCCUCAGCGCGCUCAGCAUCCUCGCCAUGCAUGGCGCCGAUAAGGGCAUCCCGGUCUCCAACAUGGUACAGCAAGUGGCUAAAAUUGCCGAGGAAGACAUUCGGUCACAGAUCUUGGCGAAGAGCCUUCCCUACGCGAGAUUGAAGUUGAAGCACCGCAGGCAGCAGAAUGCCCGCCAGUUGAUUCGCCAACGGGAACGCAAGAUCGAGGAGCCCCCGAGCAAUGAGCCCGAGACCGGGGCCCGGACGCUCUCUGUCAACGCUGUCAGCAAGGAGAUUGGAGAGUCUCCACCUGACCGCCUGGAAGCUCGCUGGCCGACAGUUAUCCGGGCAAAGUUCGGUGCUGUGCUGCUCGGUGCCUUGAUCGACUCGGCCAAGAUCGUCGUCAAUCGGGAACACCCCGACACCAAGCAAAUGGUGACGCAAUCGAUGCCGGCCUUUAUCCACACUGUGCAACUCAAGAAGGGAAGGAAGGUGGGCGUCAUUCAGCCCAACCGUGCCUUGGUGGAUUUGAUGAAGCGCGAGCCCCGCGGGGAAGCACUUGCUCGCCACCUGCCCAUGGUUGUCGAGCCGGUGCCGUGGAGCCGCUUCGACAAAGGCGGCUUCAUCGGAUCCCCCAGCCCCCUCAUCCGGCUGAAGAACCACGAGAAGGAACAGCGCUUCUACGCCGAGGCGGCUAUCGAGCGAGGUGACAUGGAGCAGAUGAUGCGGGGCCUUGAUGUGCUGGGCAAGACCGCCUGGAGGAUCAACCGCCCCGUCUUCGACGUGAUGCUGGAGGCCUGGAACAGCGGGGAAGAGUUCGCCAACUUCCCCGCCCUGGACCCCAAGAUUCCCAUCCCGCCGGAGCCAGAUUCGACCGACGAUCCGAUGAAGCGGCGGUUGUGGGUCAGGGCUGUCAAGGCCGCCGAGAACGAGAAAUCCGGAUUGCAUUCUGUCCGCUGCUUCAUCAACUUCCAGCUCGAGAUCGCCCGGGCCUUCCGGGACCAGACGUUUUAUUUCCCUCACAACCUCGAUUUCCGCGGGCGCGCGUAUCCGCUGCCGACGUACCUGAACCACAUGGGCGCCGACCACAUGCGCGGCCUGCUGAUCUUCGCCAAGGGAAAGCCCCUGGGCAAGAACGGACUCCGUUGGCUCAAGGUCCAUCUCUCCAACGUUUACGGGUUCGACAAGGCCAGCCUGCAGGAACGCGAAGAUUUUGCGAACCAGAACCUAGAAAACAUUUUCGACUCGGCCGACAACCCGCUGACCGGCAAGCGGUGGUGGCUGGGCGCCGAGGACCCAUGGCAGUGCCUUGCGGCGUGCUUCGAGCUGAAGGCCGCCCUGUCAUCUCCGGAUCCCGCCGCCUUUGUCUCCCACUUCCCAGUCCACCAGGACGGCACCUGCAACGGGCUGCAGCACUAUGCUGCUCUGGGCGGCGACACUUGGGGAGCGCAGCAAGUGAACCUGUUGCCGGGAGACCGGCCGGCCGACGUGUACGCCGCCGUCGCCGAACUGGUACAAGAACAAGUGGCCAAGGACGUGGCGGCUGGUAACAACUUCGCCAAGGCCGUCGACGGGAAAAUUAACAGGAAGGUGGUCAAGCAGACGGUCAUGACCAACGUUUACGGCGUGACGUUCGUUGGUGCCAAGAAGCAGGUCCAGAAGCAACUGGACGCCCUGUAUCCGGACAUUGAGAAGGAGACGGGCAUCAGCUCGGCAAUUCUCGGUUCCUACAUCGCCUCCAAGGUCUUCGUGGCACUAUCCACUAUGUUCCGCGGCGCCCACGACAUCCAGAAUUGGCUAGGCGAGAUUGGCGGCCGCGUGUGCCGGGCGGUGACACCGGAACAGCUAGACAGGCUCGCCGAGUCGUCAGGCGAGAAGGUCGUCAGACGGAAGACGGUCAAGACGGAGCGCUCGACCGAAGACGAGUUAGCCUCCCAGUUCCGCAACACGCUUGUUUGGACGACGCCUCUACGGAUGCCCGUGGUGCAGCCUUACAGAAAGAGCGGCACCCGCCUGAUCUCCACCUGUCUCCAGGACCUGAUCUUGACUUCCACGGAGCGUGACGACCCGGUGAACCGGCGCAAGCAGCUCCAGGCGUUCCCGCCCAACUUCAUCCACUCGCUCGACGCCAGCCACAUGAUGCUGUCGGCGCUCGAGUGCAACGACAUGGGGCUCACGUUUGCUGCCGUCCACGACUCGUUCUGGACGCACGCGGCCGACGUGGAUGCCAUGAACACGGUCAUUCGCGACUCCUUCAUCCGGAUCCACCGGGAGGAUGUCAUUGGCCGUCUCAAGGCCGAGUUCGAGGCCCGGUACCGGGGCUGCAUCUACCGGGCGAAGAUCGACGCCGGUACCGACGUCGCCAAGGCGAUCACGGCGCACCGCAAGAAACACCGGCUGACGGCCAAGGAGGAGCUGCUGCAGGAGCGGCGGCGCCAACUGCUGCUGCAGUCGCGGAACCCGCAGGAGGUGGCCGAAGGGAAGGCAAUGGUCACGCCAGCCAGCAUCUUCGAGCAGAUGGCUACGCCCGACAUGGUGGCUAACGCGGUGGACCCCGACGAGCUGCGGGCCGACGACGAAGACGAGGAGGCGGCGAGCGACGGCGACGACUCCCGGGAGCCCGGCGAGCUCUGCGAGCCAGCGCCGCCUACGAAGAGCAAGGAACUCAAAGGCAUGGAAAACUUUGGCAACCAGCUCGCUGCGCUCCACGGAUCCAACUACUUUGUCAUGGAGAUGACCAAGUCGAUCAGGCGGGAGGGUAGAUACACGAAGACGCCGCCAGUCUGGCUGUGGAUGCCGCUCACGUUCCCCGACAUACCCAAGAAGGGCAGCUUCGACGUGGCAAAGCUCAAGGAGAGCAAGUAUUUCUUCUCCUGAGCGGGAUGGCACACGGCCCGAGGGAUCUCAUUCACUCUGUGUGUGUGUGUGUGUACAUUAAAAAGUGGCAUUCCCCCGGGUUUGCUUUUUGGCGGCGUUGUUUUUGAUGUAUGAGAAGGCAUGGUUGGCAUGGCGUUUGCGAGAAAGGGGGAGCUUGUCGGGACUGCAUGUACAUGAAUGGUGGUUGAGGUAUGAUUCCUUAUACUGUGUCAAAUCUAUAUGAUGUAUAUUAAA
Thermothielavioides terrestris NRRL 8126 is the source of this 4546-nucleotide messenger RNA. RefSeq lists its product as uncharacterized. The record is from RefSeq and is a predicted model, not a curated record. Gene Ontology annotation, biological process: mitochondrial transcription. Bases 86 to 4312 code for a protein of 1408 amino acids. NCBI's taxonomy places the organism in Eukaryota, Fungi, Ascomycota, Sordariomycetes, Sordariales, Chaetomiaceae. Gene Ontology annotation, cellular component: mitochondrial DNA-directed RNA polymerase complex. The transcript has a single exon. Gene Ontology annotation, molecular function: mitochondrial promoter sequence-specific DNA binding; DNA-directed RNA polymerase activity.